AUGUGUGAGGUCUGGGCGAAGACCAAGGUGUUACGUGCUAGGAAGGCUAGCCAUGAAUCACAGUUUGCUCGAAUAUGGGAUUAUCAAGCUGAGGUUUUACAGCAGAAUCCGGACUCAGAGUUUGAGAUCGAGACGAUACCAGGGCCAGAUAUAAAAGGUCAUCUUCUAGCUGCAGUUGGAAGAGAUGGGGAUAAUAGGAUAGUUCCUAUUGCUUGGGCUGUUGUAGAAAUAGAGAAUGAUGAUAACUGGGAAUGGUUUGUGAAGAAUAUUUCUAGAAGUUUGGGACUUGAUACAAUGACAGAUAUAGCUAUCAUUUCAGAUAAACAACAGGGCCUAGUGAAAGCUAUACAUGGUGUACUUCCACAUGCUGAACAUCGACAGUGUGCUAAACAUAUUAUGGAAAACUGGAAAAGGGACAGCCAUGAUCAAGAACUUCAACGCUUGUUUUGGAGGAUAGCUAGGAGUUAUACAACUGGACAGUUCAAUGAUCGAAUGGAAGCACUCAAAAAGUACAACCCGCAAGCUUUUAUAUCUCUUCAAGAUACUAAUCCUACAACAUGGUCCAGAGCUUUCUUUAGGAUUGGUACUUGCUGCAAUGACAACCUCAACAACCUCAGUGAGUCUUUUAAUAGGACUAUUCGACAAGCAAGGAGAAAGCCUUUGUUAGAUUUGCUAGAGGAUAUUAGAAGGCAAUGCAUGGUGAGAAAUGCAAAGAGGUAUAUCAUUGCUGAAAGGUUGAAGACACGGUUCACAAAGAGAGCUCACGCUGAAAUUGAAAAGAUGAUCGCUGGGACACAAAACUGCACAAGAUACAUGGCCAGAAACAAUUUGCAUGAGGUAGACGAGAAUGAUGUUACUUACCGAGUUGAUAUGAAUAACAAUACUUGUGGUUGCAGAAAGUGGCAAAUGGUUGGAAUCCCAUGUAUUCAUGCUGCAAGUGUGAUCAUUGGAAGAAAGGAGAAAGUUGAGAACUAUGUCAGUGAGUAUUACACAAAGAAAAGGUGGAAAGAGACCUAUAAAGAUGGUAUUAAGCCUGUCCAAGGGAUGUCUUUGUGGCCUAGAUUGAAUAGGUUGCCUGUCCUGCCACCACCAUGGAGAAGAGAUGUCAAGGGCUAA
This is a messenger RNA of Capsella rubella, 1116 nucleotides long. RefSeq lists its product as uncharacterized. Gene Ontology annotation, biological process: DNA transposition. Gene Ontology annotation, molecular function: DNA binding; transposase activity; zinc ion binding. The record is from RefSeq and is a predicted model, not a curated record. Bases 1 to 1116 code for a protein of 371 amino acids. Lineage: Eukaryota; Viridiplantae; Streptophyta; Magnoliopsida; Brassicales; Brassicaceae. The transcript has 5 exons.